AUGGCGGCCAAAAAUGGCCCGUCCGAUAUCUUUGAGCUUUCAACUCCAUCAUUACACUCUUCGGGAGACCCUUUGUGGACCGGAGCCUCGCCAGACAGACCAGAAACAGUUAUUCCACGCCGCCAGGAACCGGGAAAGGUCCUCGACAUCGGUCGCUACGGGUUCGGGGUGUUGUCACUCGGCACCCUUCUCAUCGCCGGUGCAAUUGCGUUCUUAUGGUUCUUGUGGAAGGCAGACGACCAUAAUAAUUUUUGGCGACGGAUCGUGGCCGAAGGACGCAUCGCUCAGGCCAUAGCGUUGACAGCUCUUGUCAUUCGAUUUGCCGUGUUCGCGCAGGCGGCACUAUGCACCUCUAUGCUCGCAAAUCUAGCAUUGCAAAGAUCUCAUGUUACGCUGCCGAACUCUGUGUCAAUGGCUCUUUUGCAGUAUCAGAACAAUGGACCACACCAGCUUGUCGUGGAUCUUUUUGAUUCCUGCAAGAGGAGGAAGGCUGUGAUCGUCGGGUUGUUAGCAGUGUUUCUCCUGUUAACGACCACCGUUGUGCAAUUCACCUCAACAAUUCUGUUAUCCGACUUGCAAAUCAGCCCGAUAGCAGGCUUGGUGCAGAACACGUCAAUUCCAUCCACUCUGAACUGGGAUGCUGGUAUCUCUUCUCAAGCAACCUGGUCCGGAGAAGGGUACAUGCUCCUGCCGCCAGCCCAGUAUCCCGCUUUUGCCGAAUACUCGGAAGUUGGGGAGGUCCGUGAAGCGAUUGAUGGUGUUCACGAUACGGGGACUGUAAUGCGGGCGUUCAUGCCGAUAUUGCAGAAGAGCUCGCGGGAGACGCUUCAGAGUUACGACGGUAAAGCCACUGUUCUGGACUCUCGUGUGGUCUGUGGACGCCCUGUAGUCAAACACGCAUCCCUUGACAUGGGCAAUAUCGACGAAUGCGCCGGUCCAAGGAUCAGCGGGGACAUUUCCAUCGAUCUAAGCUCAGUCCCGCGCUUCCGCUACCAUGAAAACGACAAGGGAGCAAAGAACUUCAGUUGCAGUACAGCAGUUCCAAAUGCACAGCGGCGCUCAGAGUGGUCGUUAAUGGCCUGUCCCGUAACUCAAACAGCCGGCAUUGUUUCAGCCAUGGAUAGCAUCGAUGAGGUCCUUGAUCCGAACAGUGGUACACGGUAUGGAAUGAACACUUACAUGCUGUAUGGUGUAGGUCAAGCCUAUCUCCUCAUCAACACGACCGGCACUUGGGGUCGCUGGCUUAAUUACUGUAAGCGACAGAAGAUCUUCGAAGACGAUGAUGGCGGACCGACUGUCUCGAAUCUGAGGUUGGCAUCUGAAGCAGACUACGUGAGCAGGGGCGAAUGGCUUGACAUCCCCACGAACGACCCACUGGUGACCUUCUCGCUUUCUCUCUGCUACAGCGCUUUCAACGUGGCCGACCGUCAUAUCAGCGCCAGUAGUUGGCGCAAUCGCACGGAGCCGAGUAUCGAAUGGGACUAUGACAAUCGCACAUUUAGUACAGAAGGAAUUCGUCUCCAAAUGGGGACUGUCGGGCUCAACAACACUGGUCCGUCGUCCAAGAUCAAUGAUACGCUCGCAGAGCGAGGGAUUCUCAGCCUCGCACCACCAGAGCCGGAUUCUUCAAGCUCAAGUGUAAGGCGUGACGUCUGGGUCUCGAGUGCCAAUAUGAGGUUGGAAUCGCGCACCGGGCAGGCCAUCCUGUUGAAUUCAAACCUAGGAUGGAAGCAUACCGCACUCACAUUCUGCCUGGACUGCCAGCCCACUUUCGGAAACUCCUCUUCUAACCCCGCCACGGGGCGUGACACAUCCAGCGGACGAUCCUCACUGCACCCGCAUUAUCUGAGCUUGGUGAGUACGACACUCGAUGCCACGGGACAUCCUGCCUUGGCACUGCAAAGCGUGUUCACCAAUUUGUUCUCGAUGGCAUACUACGACCUCGCCCUGAAAUUCGAUUCGAGGGAAGAGAUUCACUUAAGUAGUUUCGUGGUGGCAUUGAGACCUGUGACGUGGAAGGCAUUCGCAAGUGUAAUGGUGCUUCUGAUAGUCCAUCUGGCUCUCGUGGAUUGCGUGAUUAUCCUUUUCGCAAGCCAAGGACAAGGUGUGAUUGGGGGAGGCUGGGCGAGCGUAAGUCAACUUCGAAGCGACUCAUUGAGUGCGUGGAUCGAUAGCCAGGUGGGGGAAAAUAGAGAUAGAAGGGUGGGAGAGGAAAUGAAGCGUCUGGGAGAUGCAAGGAAAUGGGUUGGCUUUGGGGCGAAUGGGCGCAUCGAGGUUCAAACAGAGACGUCGUCGAGCUAUGUAAGGACAUAA
Cladophialophora psammophila CBS 110553 is the source of this 2313-nucleotide messenger RNA. RefSeq lists its product as uncharacterized. The coding region runs from base 1 to 2313 and encodes 770 amino acids. The record is from RefSeq and is a predicted model, not a curated record. Lineage: Eukaryota; Fungi; Ascomycota; Eurotiomycetes; Chaetothyriales; Herpotrichiellaceae. The transcript has a single exon.